This is a messenger RNA of Hyla sarda, 5288 nucleotides long. It is a transcript of the gene RGS12, whose product is annotated as regulator of G protein signaling 12. Gene Ontology annotation, biological process: signal transduction. The transcript is spliced from 18 exons. Gene Ontology annotation, molecular function: protein binding; GTPase activator activity. The record is from RefSeq and is a predicted model, not a curated record. Lineage: Eukaryota; Metazoa; Chordata; Amphibia; Anura; Hylidae. The coding region runs from base 227 to 4732 and encodes 1501 amino acids.
CGGAGGAGGAGGAGGGGGAGGUGGCUGCGGCUAUUGUCAGCUGCGGGAAGAAAAGUUCACCGUUGAGGAGGGAGGGAGAGAAGUUUUGAAAUGUCCUGUACAGUGCGGGGGGAGCCGGGAGGAGGCCGGGGAGCUGAGGAGCCGCACCGCGCUGGAGUCUUCAUCAUAUGAAUUGACGAACCCCAAUAUUUUUCAGGAAAAUUACUUAACAUCAUAAGUCAAUGAAAUGCAUAGGCUGGGUGAUUCCACCAAAAAUCGAAACAAGAUGCACCUGCCACAGAGAUUAAGAAGUGUCGAAGUGGCGCGGGGAAGAACGGGCUAUGGCUUUACCCUUUCUGGACAAUCUCCUUCUGUCAUAAGUAGCGUCAUAAAGGAAAGUCCUGCAGAAUUUGUGGGGCUUAAACCUGGAGAUCACAUUUGCGCUGUCAAUGACAUUAGCGUCGAGAGUGCAUCUCAUGAAGAUGUAGUCAAGCUGAUUGGCAAAUGUUCCGGUGUUCUUCAUAUGGUUAUUGCUGAAGGAGCCCGUCAUAUAGAUUCAUGCUCAAGUGAUGAAGAAAUUGCUUUCUAUGAGGGCAAGACUUUGUUAAAGCCAAGGCCUGAUUCAAAAACAUUGGGCAUAAACCGAGCUGUAAGAGUUGUUGAAGAGAUGCAGUCAGGAGGAAUAUUUAGUAUGAUCUUUGAAAACCCAGUAAGUGAUGGAAAAACUGAUCAACAAACAUCAAAACACCGGUCGAGGUCAAUGUCUGCUUCUUGCUACGAAAUGAAAAGGGACAAGACGAAUCACAACCUCGACUUCCUUUCAAAAGAUGAAAUAUCGAAGAUGAUUAACAGUGACUCUGUAUUCUCCAAUGGUCUGCAGAAUGCUGAAGACUUUGAGUUGGAUGCAAGUAUCCUAAAUGUUGGCAUGAUAGUUGGGUACCUUGGUUCCAUAGAACUCCCUUCUACAAGCUCUAAUCUUGAAUAUGACAGCCUACAGGCCAUCCGAGGAUGCAUGAGACGCCUCCGAGCAGAACAAAAAAUCCAUUCUUUAGUGCUAAUGAAAAUAAUGCAUGACAAUAUUCAGCUGUGUAAUGAUAAGGCAAAGGUUAUAGCUGUGUACCCAGCAGAGAAGUUAGCAUUCAGUGCAGUUUGUCCUGAUGACAGAAGGUUCUUUGGACUCGUAACCAUGCAAAGUAGUGAUGACCAAAGCUUAGCGCAGGAUGAAGAAGGGGCUCUGAGGACCUCUUGUCAUGUCUUCAUGGUAGAUCCAGAAUUGUUUCACCAUAAAAUACAUCAAGGAAUUGCUAGGAGAUUUAGUUUUGAAUGCACCCCAGAUCCGGAUACUAAUGGCUGCUUGGAAUUUCCACCUUCUUCUCUUCCUGUUCUACAGUUCGUCUCUGUUCUUUACAGAGACAUGGGUGAGAUGAUAGAGGGGGUGAGAGCAAGAGCUUUUGUUGACAAUGAUGCUGAUGCCCAUCAGAACAACAGCACCAGCAGUAACAGUGAUAGUGGCAUUGGAAAUUUUAAUCAGGAAGAAAAAACUAAUAGAGUGUUGGUGGUUGAUUUGGGAAGUGCACCAUCCAAACAUAUUCCGCAUGGUAUUUGGGAGAAUCCAGGUGGAAGAGGGCAGAAUCAGUCCAUACUACACUGGAAUGGCUACUGCAAUGAGGAUGAUGGACACUUUGGAGCACCACAUGGAGCAAUAGCUGAUAAACCACAAAACUUUAAGAAACACUUAGGUCCUUCUGCUCGUAUUGAAGUUCCAGUUAUUGCACCACGAGGACCACAGCCGCCUUCAAAAAAAUCCAGUGUUUUGGAGGGCCAGAAGAAGUGGCUGCCUGUUCAUGUAAUUCGGGAUUGGCAACAAGGGAAUGUUAGUGAUCAGGAAUCAUAUGCUGACUCGACGGAUGGUUGGUCGAGUGUCAAUUGUGGAACCUUACCUCCACCUAUGAGUAAGAUUCCGGCUGACCGAUACCGAGUUGAAGGGAGCUUUGCACCACCUUCUGCUCACAAGAAUGACUGGUCCAAGAAAGCAUUUGACAUACACCACAUUUUUGGUGGUGGACAUGGUUCCAAGAAGUCCAGAGAAGACAGAAAGAGUUCAAAGUUUGGUCAUUCCAGUGGGAUGGUGCAAGGACCACAGCGCUCUUCGGGGCGUAGGUCACUGGGAAGAUCAAAGAGGUUCAGUGUCACCAGGUCUCUGGACAACUUGGAGGCCGCCACGGUCUCCGAUGGAGAACUUAACAGCACCGAUCUAAAAGGAUGUAUCAGCGAGAACAGCCUAAGCAGCAAUGCCAGCCUGCCCAGUGUGCAGAGCUGCCGGAGACUUGGAGAGCGGAGGGUGGCCAGUUGGGCUGUAUCCUUCGAACGGCUGCUCCAGGAUCCAGUUGGAGUUCGAUACUUCACAGAAUUUCUGAAGAAAGAGUUCAGCGAGGAGAACAUCUUGUUCUGGCAGUCCUGCGAAUAUUUUAGUCGUGUUCCAGCUCAUGACAAAAAUGAGCUGUCAUACCGAGCACGGGAGAUAUUUAAUAAGUUCUUGAGUAGCAAAGCGACCACACCGGUGAACAUUGACAGCCAGGCUCAACUGGCUGAUGACAUACUGAAUGCUCCGCACCCUGAUAUGUUUAAAGAACAGCAGCUUCAGAUUUUUAACCUUAUGAAGUUUGACAGCUACACACGGUUCUUGAAGUCUCACCUGUACCAGGAAUGCAUGCUUGCAGAAGUGGAGGGGAGAUCCCUCCCAGACCCCCAAGAGAUACCAAGCAGUCCCACCUCAAAACAUAGUGUUAGUUCUGACCGCUCCAAUAUCUCCACUCCUAAGAAGCAAUCGAGCAAGAAAACCAAGUCAGGAAGAUCUCUAAAUGAUGAAUCUGGAGGAGAGGAAGAGAAUGAGAAGAAGAAGAAAGGGACCUUCUUUUCCUGGUCAAGGAGUAAAAGCAUGGGAAAGUCUCAGAAGAAGAGAGAGAAUGGAGAGAUCACCAAUGAAUCCUCGAUUAUCAAUGGGGCUCCCAACAGGAGGCGAGAUUCACAAGGUUCUGUGUCCUCUUCAGCGAGUCUUGAGAUGAUUAAUUGUGGCAGUAAUGGUAAUGUGCUCGAGUUUGAAUCGUCAAGAGUGUCUUCUUCUGAGAAAUCCCCCAAGCACUGUUACAUUACCCUGCCAGACGGCUCCUCCUGUGCCAUGGUUGUGAAAAGCGGCUUCUCCAUUAAAGAGAUCUUAAGCAGUCUCUGCGAGAAGAAUGGCUUCAACAUUGCUGCAGUGGAUCUUUUCUUAGUCGGAGGCAAUAAGCCUCUCGUUCUCAGCCAAGACAGCAGCAUUCUGGAGUCCCGGGAUCUAAGAAUAGAAAAACGGACUUUAUUUCGUUUGGAUCUGGUACCAAUUAAUAGAUCAGUGGGACUGAAAGCCAAACCAACAAAGCCUGUAACCGAGGUCCUGCGUCCCGUUGUCGCAAAAUAUGGUCUGAAUCUCAGCGAUCUGGUGGCGAGGCUUAGCGGUGAACAAGAAUCUUUAGACUUGGGUGUCCCUAUUUCCACCUUGGAUGGACAGAGGGUUGUGCUGGAAGAGAAGGAGAACUCCAGGAGUAAAGACAAGUCCAAGAACCCAAUGAUGAAGUCGACUCCAGCGCUGACAAACUCCAGGAGUAGUAAUUCUAUGGGAGAAGAUCGGCCUCUUGUAAAAUCCUCAUCCAUCCGCCUGAAGGGCGAGUAUGGCAAAGGAAGCGGCAGAGAUGUUCGCCAACAGAGAAAAGAUGAUGCUGUUAUGAGGAUGGGCAGGAAGAAGCAGCACAAAAUUAAUCUGGAUGAAGCUGAAGCUUUCUUUGAACUGAUUUCUAAAGCUCAGAGUAACCGGGCAGAAGACCAGAGAGGACUUCUCCGGAAAGAAGACUUAGUACUUCCAGAUUUUCUACGUCUGUCUCCACUUGACACAACUUCCUCAAGCCUAACGUCAGGAAACCCCACCAAAAGGAGACCUGAAAAGAGUAGUAGUCUUGAUAAAGGCAAUAAUGGGUCAACCAGUGUCUUGUUAGGUACACAGAAUGGUGCAGACAAAUCCAGCAAGUACAGCGGACAGGACAAACGGGACAAACAUGAUAUUGUGCCACCUGCUGGAAGGAAACCAUAUAUUCCAUUUAACGCCCCACUGUCUCCAAUCCCACAUCUUCAAGAACGAAACGUCCCCAAUCGAGAGAGACUAUCGAGAGACUUGUCUACUGGAAAUAUCCAGACUAUAGAAGAAGACAAUGUCGCCGACCUCACCCUAGUGGCUGAAGGCGACAUUAGCAGCCCCAAUAGCACUUUACUACCAUUCCCCUCUUCACCAAGUUGUGAUGUCAGUAAGCUCUCCGAAGCCAACUUUUCACCCCCUCCUCCAUGCUCGGGCAGUCAAGAUAAUUCUGGAUAUCAGAAAGCAGGUAACAAAGACAGAAAGAAAAAGCUGUCUCGAAGCAGUGAGAGUUUUUGGGAGCCAUCUCCAGAUCUAAAGGGCAAAAGCGCCACCAGAUGCAACAGCUCAGCUCAUCGUCCGCAAGCCGGUCGGGUCAUCGAUGUGGAUGGAGUCAGACAGACCCCGAGAAAACACGACUCCGGAGAAGAUUUAGGAAACCUGAGCUUUGAGGGUUACAUUGCAGAACUGAAGUCUUGCAAGGGACGUACAAGGACGGGGGUGUGCAGGACAUCUGACCUCCCUUCAAUGGUCACUGCUAAGAGCGAAAGGAACAAAGAUUCGGAAACAAAUUAUAAAGCUACUUUUGUGUAAGUAGGGAAGGUCGGAGGGUAACUUUAUCUAAUAAGGAAAACAGGAGCCUUGGUGUAGGGCUGCAAAUGCAACAGUCAAACCCUGUAUUGGCCCAAAGGUCGUUCAGCUACAUGACCUGUAGUAUUAUAAAGUAUACAUGGUAGGUGGGGGUCCUGUAACAGAUUUUGCAUCGGAGCAGAAGACCUUCAAGCUACAGCCCUGGAAGAGACACUGCCACAAAGAUGGGAACGCCAUUUUUUUGUCCAUAUUUUCUGAAAUGGUUGACGUCCUUUAUUGAGAACCUUUUCUGUUGUCUAAUAUCUUAUCCAUGGAUAUUUGUGUUUGAUCUUCAUUUUGCCAAUUGUUUUCUGGAAGCGUCAUGUGAAUGGACAUUAAACAUGUAGGCUUCUGCCGUUUCAUAAAAGGAAGCUUCAUUGUCCAGCAAAUGUUCCACCUUGGUCCACCACUUUCAUCCUUGUUUGACUAUUUUUAUGACAUGUCUAUAUAAAUAAACCAGAAGAAGACAAUGUAUAGUUCUCAAAACACUUAAAGGGGUACUCCGGCGGAAAACUUAAAA